GCUCGGCGAGGGGCGUGUGCGCGGGCUUGGCACGCGCGGGCCCCAUGUUCACCGAGCUGAGGUCCAAGCUGAGCCCCCCGCGAGGCCGCUCGGGGGCUGUGCGCGCCGGUUUCGGGGAGCGUCGGGAUGUGGACGCCACUGCCCACUUCAGCUUCUGCCAGACACUCCUGGAGCACACAGUGUCAGCCGAGAGCAUCCCCUGCCACCUGCCUCGGACCCCAGGCUCCAGCCUCACGUGGCACGACUCCCGCAGCCCGGGUCGGCUAUACUCUGACCACUAUGGCCUGUACCACACAAGCCCCUCCCUGGGCGGCCUGACGCGGCCCGUGGUCCUGUGGAGUCAGCAAGACGUCUGCAAGUGGCUCAAGAAGCACUGUCCCCACAACUACCUCGUCUAUGUCGAAGCCUUCUCCCAGCAUGCCAUCACCGGCCGGGCGCUGCUGCGGCUGAAUGCGGAGAAGCUGCAGCGGAUGGGGCUGGCACAGGAGGCCCAGAGGCAGGAGGUUCUGCAGCAGGUGCUCCGUCUGCAGGUGCGCGAGGAGGGGCGGAGCCUGCAGCUGCUUAGCCAAGCUUCCUCUGGACACAUGUCCUAGCCACUGAGGUUCGAACCCCAGACCCCAGCACUGUGACCAGAGCCCACAGCGAAGGAUGAGGCAGAGCUGGCCACUCAGCCCCUCUGGACUCUGCAGGAUGCCCUAGUGGCCAAGCCUGACCCGCAGGUGGGACCAGGGUCUCCAGCUCUGGGCGCCUGUGGUUGGGCAGGCCAGGCUGUGCCCUGGGGCUGGGUGGUGGAGCCACUUAAGUGCGGCCCCUCCUGUUGGGACCUGAGCCCAAGCCCACCCUUGUGCUGCAGGCAGCACCCAGGGCACCUGCCUGGGCCACGUCGGGUUUGGCUGUCCCCCCAAACUCCCAGGGGCCUAUUUAUUUACAUUCCCCUAACCACGUGACGCCUGUCCCCACCGCCCACCCAGUCCGUCUGCCCACUUGCCUGUCCCGUUCUGCGCCCUCGCCGGCACUGCCAGGUUGGCCACACAGGUGGGCUAGACCACACCAGCUCCCUUUGGCUUGCGUGCCUCCCAGCCCCUGCCACGGCCCAGCAGGCUCACCCCUGCCAUGACCAUUGGCACCCAAGUGCUGUCUGUCCUUCCCCGGGGAACCUCAGCACGCCCCGUCCGUUCAGAGAACAGAGGCUGACAGUCUGAGACGGCUGGAACCCCAAAGGCAAGACGUGGUAUGGGGACACCAGCCCUGCCCAGGCAGUACACGCCAGUGCCCACCGGGCUCAGGGGAGCCCCCAGCCUGGCCUCUGGGAGACCUGCUUCUAAGCAUCUUCCCUGCUCCCAGUUCAUGGAGACCACGUUCAAGGCCCAGCCAUCUGUGGUGUUCCUGUCGCUGGAUUCUCGUGAGACACUGUCCUCAGUGCCAUGCCUCCACGUCCACCAUCAGGCACCGGAGAGCCCUCCCUGGGUGAUCCGGACUGGUGCUGCCCACAGAAGGACAGUAAGGGCGGCCCUGCCAGCCCCCUCCCCUCCCGUGGGGAGUCUGAGUCUCAGGGACAGAUGAGGCUGAGCCCCCAGCUCCCUGUGCGCCCUGAGCGGCCUUAGGCCCAAGGGUGCUUGUGGCAGGUUCCAGUGGUGUCUGGACAACUAGCCUGGUCCUCCUGUCCCACACGCCCCAUCAGGAGCCCCUCCCUAUGGCUGCCCCAAGUCCCUCUGUCCACCUUGUGCCCUCAGCCUUCACCCAGAGCCCUCCUGUCCACCCCUGCCCGUGUCCUGUUUUGCGCUCGCUUUUUAUAUGGACAAAAAACAAUCAGAAAUAAACCUGGUUCUCAAGU
Tupaia belangeri chinensis (Chinese tree shrew) is the source of this 1834-nucleotide messenger RNA. RefSeq names its product sterile alpha motif domain containing 10 (gene SAMD10). Gene Ontology annotation, cellular component: cytoplasmic side of plasma membrane. Gene Ontology annotation, biological process: cell surface receptor protein tyrosine kinase signaling pathway. The record is from RefSeq and is a predicted model, not a curated record. Lineage: Eukaryota; Metazoa; Chordata; Mammalia; Scandentia; Tupaiidae. Gene Ontology annotation, molecular function: protein binding.